UAUUACGCGUCUGCAUUCGUGUCAGCUGUGGACGUUUUCCCUCUCACGGAUUGCAAACAAAUCUCACGCACAAGGAAGGCGUCGCGUCCCCCAGCCUUCCCUUCCCUUCGCUCUGCGCGCUUUCGGUGCAGUCCGCGCCCGAGCAGCGCGAGGGGAAACGCGACAACUGAUCAUAAAUGAGACAGGAGGAAAUCCUGCAGCGAAAGUAAACAGGGCUGGUUUGAGGUAAGGUGUUCGAGCUCAGCGUGGAGAAACAAGGGAGGGAAGAUAGGAGCGAGACCCUGAGCUGCAGAGAGUGUGCUACCUCGCCUCCAUGUCUUCACCUGUCAAUAAAAGAUCUACGCCUGGGACCCGCAGAUUCAAUCCUCUGAAGGCCCUGCAGCCCAAAUGGCGCUUGCAGCAAAUACUGUCCUCUCCUGCUGCAGCCCCUCCUUUUGACUAUUGCAGGUUUAUAGAGCUAGACUACACACCCAUGGAGGCAGGCAUUAUGGUCUCUAUGAGGCAGAGCCGAGGAUUUGUGACACCCAGGUCUCCAGAGCGCCACUGUCGGCGGAGUCCAGCACCUGUCAGUAACCGUGAUCCCUAUGGCAAUGCUUCUCUCAGCAGCAGCAGCAACUCAGGAUCAUGCAAGGGGAGUGACUGCAGCCCCACCUCCAGGCGUCACAUGAAGUACACGUCCUGCACGGAUAAUCACGGAAUUAAACCACCUCCUCCUGAGCAGUACCUGACCCCUCUGCAGCAGAAAGAGGUGUGCAUCAGACAUCUGAGGGCAAGGCUCAAAGAGACAGUUGAACGACUGCAGGACAGAGACACCGAGAUAGAUGAGUUGCGGACUCAGUUGUCCCGGAUGCAGGAGGAUUGGAUCGAGGAGGAAUGCCAUCGUGUUGAGGCCCAACUAGCCUUGAAGGAGGCACGUCGGGAGAUCCAGCAGCUGAAGCAGGUCAUUGAUGUUGUACGCUCCAGCCUGGGUGAGGCAGACUCGGGAGUGCAGAAGUGCUUCCAAGACAUCAAUGUGCAGAACCACAAGUUGGAGACCCUGCUGCAAAGCAUGGAGCUGGCACAAGCCGGAGUGGCAAAAGUUACGGAGGCCCCAAAUGGAGGUGGGGCGGUGGGGGCAGGGCCGUGGGUUGGUGAGGGGUCGGUGGGCUCUUGUGAAGGCUCACCGGCCCGCUCAGUAACCCGCAGCUCUACCUACACUAAACUGAGUGAGAUGGCACCACCCGAACGCAAUGAAAGUGGCAGUGGCUCAGACGUGCCGUGCUGCCUGUCGGCCGAGGGUACUCAAGACAGUGGCUUUGUGUGCUGUGGGGAGAUGGAUGGGGGUGGAGCCACACGGGCUGAGCUGCUGCUGGAGGCUGCUUGCCUAUCAGAGGAAACCGCAUCGCUGCUGAGUGCUUGCUCACGCUUGCCCCACUCAGCAACAUAUGAGGCACUGUGCUGUGGAGAGACACGUAUGUUGCCACUGCGUUGCAGCCUGGGUAGAACUGCCGGAAGAGAAGUAGCCUUGAGCAUCAGCAACCCCUGCCUGUCGCAUCACCACCUGUACCUGCACCACCUGCGAGAACAAGCAAUUCAGACAGAAUAUGAUUCUGGACCAGCCUCAGCCCCAGUCCAUGGAGCUGCUUUUGGCUCUGACUUGGACACUAUUGCUGAGGUUCGCACUUUCCGCUCUCAGGCCUGCAGCCCCACCUCCACCUGGCUGUCAGAUGAGGGUGACGAUCUAGACUCCGUCACCACCGAGUCCGUCAUCACGGCCACAACUGGUGGGAAAGGUGUUUUCACAGAGACACAGGUCUCCACUGAGUCAGCCCUGGCGCAAGGUGCCACCGAGUCUGCUGUGAUGAUGACUGUUGAUGAUUCUUUGUCUGUGUUACCCACUGCAAAAGCUGUGCCAGAGACUGAUCCUGCAAAAAAUCCAUCCCCAGGCCCUGACUAUGCCUCCUGCCAUGUGCCAGUGACACCAUCAGUGGAGAACCGAGACCCCAUCCCACAGACCACCCAGCCACAACGUGUAGCCUCUGAGGCCAACAUCAGUGGGGUCACUGUUGUAGAGGUGAAUGAGGAUAAUGAUGAAAAUCAAGAAGAAGGAGCAGAGAGUACAACAAGCUCUGGCUGUGGGGUGCCUGUAAAGAGCUACUGGAGCCGCCAUUUUUUAGUGGAUCUCUUGGCUGUGGCAGUGCCAGUGGUACCCACAGUGGCGUGGCUGUGUCGAGGCCCACGGCGUGCAGACCAGCCCAUGUACCACAUUGGGGCAUUGCUGCGCGGUUGUUGCACUGUAGCCCUGCACUCCCUGCGCCGAGGGGGGGGUCUGCGCCAUUACCCUGCAGGGGGAGGGGGGCCAGGAGGCAUAAAUAUAUGAGAUCAAACCUUGAGCACCAGAGAGAUCCUCAAGCUGCUCACAGUGCAGUUUUCAGAUCGGACUAGCAGAUUGCGGGGUGCUAAAGCAGAGCAGUUGACGGCAGGUCAGGAGGCAAGAUUAGCACAGCACCCUGGUCAUAAGAUAAAUCCUAACCAUCACAGCUCUAGUCCUGAUAUCGUAUAUAGUCCUGAUAUAGGAUGAAAGAAAGUGGGAGAAGUGUUUUACCAAUAAAUCUUUAUUGAAAACUUGUCGGUCCUUUCUGGUUUUAUAAAACGGUAAACCCUUUAAUUUCGAAACCUCAUAUGUUACCCUGUUUUCCGCAAUUAGUCGGCAGGACCGGAAGCUGCUGGUGAGGAGCGAGGAAAAUAAAAUGUCUUCCUGUCUCCUGAGCCCAUGAUGUACUCUUCUGGUCAAAUUCAAUAAGGUGGGGCUUGAAAAAACUAUAUGUGAGUGUUAAUACAUGUGAGUUUGUGUUUGUGUUGUGUUAUCGUGCACUGUAGUUAAAGCACCUGAACAACUGGGCAUGAUCAUUGCUGCAGCAGUUGUAGGUGCAUGGUUAGUUCUACCCAUUAGAGUACUGCUAAUCUAUUUAUAAGCUUCACAUAGACAUAGACUGGUGUUCAAGGUGGCUUCUCCUGCUAGAAUGUAAUCCAUAGGCAAAAAAAGUACAUACAACAUAUUAGCUUUAUUGUGGUAUUCUAAACCAAAAUGAGUAUAAGUGCAAAUUUACUUUCAGAGGACUCUAAAUGGGUUAAGAAUCAAAGCAUUGAGGGAUGCAUGGAGAACAAGCAAUCAUACAAUGUUUAUAGUAAUAAUAAUGCUACGUAAUUAUGACCAGAAUUUAAGAACAUGUCUGCGUGAGAGUUUUGUAGAGGUACAUUUCAUUCAUGUUUCUUUUGCACUUGUCAAUGUUAGUAGUCCCUGUACUCUAGCUAUACUGGUAGAGUCUCAUUUCUUUGUGUUACUGGAGUGUCCCCCAUGGAAAUGGUCCUUUUGACUGAAUCAGCUCUAUAUGGCGAGGCAUUUCCUGAUAUCACUUGCACUACAAUUCACUUUAUCACAAAUUUACUUGAAGUUUAGUGUGUAUGCAAUGUUUAAUGUUCCUAUUUCAGAUAUUCACAGAGCUCCCAGGCUGUACCCCGCUGACCCAGUCAUGUACACUUCUGGACUGUAGGUGUGUACAUAUUCUUAAUAAUGUACAAACAAGUGCAGCCGUAAGUGCUAAUCUGAAAUAAAUCACUGGGAUAGUGAGUUAAUAUAACUAGAAAUUGCUGUUUUAUUCUUGUGAAUGUCCUGUAUCUUUGAUUACAAGCAUCAUUAGUUGCCUUUUAGCUGUACGGCUCCCGUGUGCGGAGUCACAGCCGUCAGCUGGCUUUUAUGUAUUGCGAUGUACGUUCACAUGUACACUGUGUAGCUAACACGUUUUUUCUAGCUGUUCUUGUUUUGUUAUUCCUUCUAAAACCCACAUGACAAUCUUUGUGUUGUACAUUAUGUAUUGAAAAUGUUCACAGACCUGGCUGUUUUAGCACUCGUGUAUGAUUGUAUGACACUGAACAUGUGGCAUAUAUAUAUAUUUCAUUUGGUUUUAAGAAUGUAUCAUUUCUAUUCUAUUUUAGGUUGCGAUAAUGUUUUAGAUAAUGAUCGCGUGGCCUUUGUGUAUUAUUUGUACCGAAACGGUCAAAGGAUGUUCAUGGAAUGCCAUUUUGGUCCAUUUUGGACAGCAAUCCAUUACCUCUAAUUUCUUAGCUUCUAAAGAGCCAUGUAAAAUGAUCUUCGAUGCUGGUGAUAGCAGAUUGAAAGCAAGAGGUUGAAUUACCUUGAACGUUUUCCGUAAAGCCAUAUUCUGCUAAAGGAUCGUAUGUUAAACCGAUAUUCUCGUCCGAGUCACGUACACGAUUUAAUGAAGUACACCUCGUGUGGUAGCGAGGGGCCUUCAGUUUGUGUGAGGGAUUGUGCGCAUUAUUCCAUUGCAGUCUUUUGUUCCUUGGAAUGUCUCUGAAUUCUAACAGGUCUACGAAUCCAAAUGAACCCCCAGACAAACUCUUAUUCACAUUGUAUAUGUAACAAUGGGGCCAGAUUUUAGCAAACCAAAUCACAGGAUCAUGAAGUAAUUGUUAAGACACACUAUUCACCUUAUAUCGAUAACACCACAAAGCUUUGCUUACAUAAUAUUUGGAAUUGUUACACUUGGGCAUAGUAUACCAGAUAUUCCCUAGUUACUUGAAGCUGAGUUUUAACGCCUUUUAUUUAUGUCAAAAAAGCGGAACGUCAUCAUGUGAGUCACGAUACGUGUGAAUGAUAGCGCUCUAUAUUUUUUUAGCUAUGCGUUAACGAUGUUACACUUCCACACAGUGUGUAAAAAUGAGGUAAAAUGAGGAACAAUAAAAUUGUUUCUUUCAAUGUUUGUAAUGUCCUUUAUGUCAAAAAAACAUAUAUAUGAAGUCUAUUCCCAACUGUAAAUCAGCUAUUUUAAUAGUGAUCAAAGAGUGUACAGGAAUCCUUGUUCACGGCUCUCACCAUUUCAUUUUCAUUUGCUACUCUGUAUUAAAAAAAGACUCUAUAUUAAACAGCAUGGUGAAAAUACUCCCUU
Hemibagrus wyckioides is the source of this 4949-nucleotide messenger RNA. RefSeq names its product syntaphilin b (gene snphb). Gene Ontology annotation, cellular component: cytoplasmic microtubule; mitochondrion. The coding region runs from base 314 to 2359 and encodes 681 amino acids. NCBI's taxonomy places the organism in Eukaryota, Metazoa, Chordata, Actinopteri, Siluriformes, Bagridae. Gene Ontology annotation, biological process: neuron differentiation. The record is from RefSeq and is a predicted model, not a curated record. The transcript is spliced from 7 exons.